UCGCACUUCUGGGGGAUCAUCCAAGCUGACGUUGACCACAGCUGGAACGAAGUCUGACUCACAUGAAACGACCAGACCAAGCAGGAGCAAUGUUGACAACAUCGUGCCCUUUUCGCGGAUAUGGCAGUAGCCUAGGAACUUGUGGUAGCGCCUAGUGUAUUUCCGAGUGUCAAGAUGAAGAUAGCCGUGCUUGGAGCCACUGGACAGACGGGACAAUAUCUGGUGAACCAAGCUCUUCAGCAGGGACACUCUGUCACUGCCAUUGUCAGGAACCCAGGGAAAUUGACAGUGCAACAUGAGAAAUUAAAGGUGGUUGAGGGCAAUAUCUUCUCAGAAGCCAGCCUAAAACCUCACUUCCAAGGACAAGAUGCAGUUAUAUCCUGCCUGGGGUUUCCUGCAUCCUUUCUCUCCGGAGUCACUGGAUACACCUUGUCUAUGAGGGCCGCAGUAAAUGCCAUGAGAGAGGCCAAAGUGAACCGCAUUAUCACCAUGACUUCAUGGUACACUGACCCUAACUCUGGCACACAAUCAUCUUACCUCAUCCGCUUCCUACUGCUGCCAAUGAUCCGAAGUGUCCUUAGCAAUAUGUUUGAGAUGGAGCACUUUCUGAAGAAGACACAGGAUGUUAACUGGACAAUUGUCAGGCCGCCGGGUCUCAAGAAUUUACCUGCCACAGGUAAAGAGUUCCUUACCCACGAGGGCUACUUUGUUCCUGACUCCAAUGGCGUGCCUGUAGGAAGUGCUGUAGGAAGGGGUGAUGUGGCUCGUUUCAUGCUCUUCCUCCUCAACACCAAUGUCUGGUUCAACAAAGCGGUUGCCAUCACAACCAAAAAUGAAUGAAAUGCUAUCAAUGUUCUGUUUGCGUCAGCCUUUAAUUGUAAUAUUGUUUACCAUCUUGUGCUAUUUUCAUUGUGAACAUUUUAUUAAAUGUAUUUCUGCUGGUUUGAGCAAAA
Messenger RNA from Oncorhynchus gorbuscha (pink salmon), 953 nucleotides. RefSeq names its product flavin reductase (NADPH)-like. The record is from RefSeq and is a predicted model, not a curated record. NCBI's taxonomy places the organism in Eukaryota, Metazoa, Chordata, Actinopteri, Salmoniformes, Salmonidae. The transcript has 6 exons. The coding region runs from base 175 to 840 and encodes 221 amino acids.